UGUCCUGCCUGUCCACCCUGCCUUGCAUCGAGCAUAUUAGUCUGAGACUCCCCCCCCCUGCUGCCCUCCGGGAGCUGCCCCGCACGGCUGGGCCCGCCAGGGCCGUGCACCCAGGGGUCCCUCCACACCUUCCCCCACCCCACAGCUCAGCACCCCCCUGCCCGGCCCCUGACCCGGGCAGCCAGAGCCCCGGGGAGCUCCUGGGCCGGGGCCAACCGCCUCCGCAGAGUGCCUGGCCCGGGGCCGCAGGGCUGGGAGCCCCGGUGCUGGCGGCUGCUGGGGCGCCAGCGGUGGCUGCGGAUCUCAUCAUGGUGGAGGCCAUCCCGGGGAGGGCACCGUGGGGGCCAGGGCUGGCCCUGUUGUGCAGGCAGAAAGUGUCCGGCAGCAGCAUGGCAGGGACAGUGCUGCCCCUCUGCCUGCUCCUUGCUGCUGCCCUGCGUGGUGCCCUGACCCAGGCGCCGGGGCACGGGGCCCGGCCCGGCCCCCUGCUCCUGCGGCUGCGGCGGCUGGAAGAGCAGUUUCACCGGCUCCAGGAGGUGACACUGAACCAUCUCCAGAGCAUCGCCAGGAACUACAACAUCUCUUACAACAUCGAUGGACGCUUCCGGGUGCUGGCAGAGCAGGCAGAGGCGGCUGCUGCUGCCCGGGCCACCCUGGGCGCUGAACUUGCCCGCCUGGCCACCAGCGGUCGGCGGCUGCACCGCAGGCUGAAGAGGCUGGAGGGGACAGUGGGUGCCCUGAGCCUGCUGCACCACCCGCUCACCCAACCACCGGGUGCACCGGUAGAGGCUGGCACCAAGCCGCACAGCCUGCCAGAUGCUGCCCGGAGCUGGGGCAGCCAGCUGGAGUGGGAGCCGCAGGGACGGGUGGCCUCCAGCACCCCCAGGCCUGGGCGCCCGAAGGCAAGGCGGUGGCAGCAACACCGGCAGGAGGAAGGGCACCAGCUGUCGGCCAAUGCUGGGGCCAGCGGUGCACCUGGGGAGGAUGCAGAGGCCCCUCGCAGUGCAGCACCAGGACACCGAGCUGUGGCACUGGCACUCCCCACCGUGACCAUGGUCCCCCAGGAGCAGCCGCCAGCCCCCCAGCAGCCAGGAGAGGGUAGGUACGGGCCCCCUGACCUGGCACCCACAUCCCCAGCCUGCCGCACCGGUGCCGUCCUGCUCUUCCCCAACACUUCUGCCGAGCACGUGGCUGUCCUGGGGCCGGGGCCACGCCAGGGGCUGCAGGCACUGUCACUUUGCACCUGGCUGGCCACCCCAGCCCCCUGCCUCGGUGCCCUCCUCUCCUAUGUCACCAAGGACGGUGGCAGCAAGCUGGGUGUGCGUAGCCAUUGUGGGGACCUCCCUGGCUCUGCGCGCUUCGUCAUCGGGGACGGGCAGUUUCGGGAGAUCCCGGUGAUGCCGCUCCUGGAUGGCAAGUGGCACCACCUUUGCCUCAUCUGGUCCUCUGGCCAGGGCCAGUACCGUUUCUACGUGGACAGGCAGCUGCUGGCUGCCGGCUCCAGCUUCCGGCAGGGCUAUGAAAUUCCCGCUGGUGGCUUGCUGGUGCUGGGCCAGGAGCAGGACCACCCCAGCAGGGACUUUGGCACCGCAGAAGCUUUUGUGGGUCACCUGGCUGGCUUCGCUCUCUGGAGCCGGGCUCUCCUGCCUGGGGAGGUGGCCAGCAUGGCAACCAGCCAGGGGCUGCCCUGCAGCCCCCUCCUCACACUGGCCAAUGCCUCCCUGCAGGGUGGGGUGCGGAGGGUGGUGUGUCCCUGCCUCCAGCACUGCCUGUGACGAGCUUGGCAGCGGGAAUGGUGCCAGCUGCCAGCUUUCACAGCUGGCUCAUGGUGCCGAUGCUGGCACCAGCUGCAUCCUCCUGAGGUGAUGGGACACCUGGCAGAGAGGGUGUCUCAGGACCGGGGCCACUGGACAUGGGGAAAAGGAAAAGGGGCAGCCAGAGGUGGGACCCAGUCCUGGGGCCUGUCCCAAAGCCAGGUCAUCAGCUCCUGCCCCCAGAGGAUGUACCGCCUCAUCGUUCCUAUUAAAAUGCUCCAGGCAGAGAAGAAGCCUCAUUUAUUUCUGGUCUUGCUCUUCACUGUAACGCUCGCUGCCACUUACAGCCAGGCAGGAGCUGCUCAGCACAGGCAGCCGGAGCCCCAGGCUGGGUCACACGUGGGUGAUCCCUGCCCGUCCCCUGCCACUGCCGCUG
Harpia harpyja (harpy eagle) is the source of this 2190-nucleotide messenger RNA. RefSeq names its product pentraxin 4 (gene PTX4). The record is from RefSeq and is a predicted model, not a curated record. Lineage: Eukaryota; Metazoa; Chordata; Aves; Accipitriformes; Accipitridae.